CACCGCGCACCGAAUGAAAUAAAUAUCCAGGAUUAGUCUAAUUUAGAAUAAGGAAAGAAAAAAAAUUAUUAAUAAAAUAGAGUAAAUUAAAUCAAAUAAUUUAAAAUUACUAAAAAAUACUACUAGAUAGUAUUGCAAUUUUUACGUCUGGUUUGUGUGCAAAUCUAGGUUUAGAAAAAUUAUGACGGUCAAAAGCCAAUAAUAGAUUCUAAAUAUAAAUAUUUCUUACAACUGUCAAAUGCAUAAAAUUCUCAAAUAAUAAUUAAAAAUGGCAAUUUUAGUAAAUGAUUGCCACAUGAUAAUUAACAAUGAUAAAACGAACCUUCUAAAUGAGAUAAAUAACGACGAUCAUGCGCAAAACAAUACGGGCACAACAUAUGAGAGGAUACGGUACCAUUACCUACUUUUCAAGCUCUCGCAUGUGGUUGAAAUAGUCAACUAGUAAUCAUGGGAUAGUAUAACCACUGGCUCCGAUAGCGCCGGAUGGCUCGCGAAGUAUACAAAUUCGAAUGGCCGAGAAAUACUACUCCUAUACGUCACUGUUGCAUUUAUGUCCAACAUUUUGGGAUUUCCGAGGAAGAUACCAAUCGGAGGUCUGUUCGACGGCGACGAGAUGAUUCAGAAAGCAUUUGAAAUAUCAGUCAAAUCAGUAAAUAGGAACAUGACUGGGUCCGACCGUCUGAAGGGCUUAUUGUUAAAACCCAGAACAGAAAAAGUCAACAAGAAUGCAUUCCAAGUAGAAAAAAUAGCAUGCGAGUUGGUAAAUAACGGAGUGACCGGAUUAUUCGGUCCUCAAGACAAAACGACAGCGAGCCACAUUCAAAGUAUGUGCGAUAUCCUGGACAUACCUCAUAUUGCUGCCAGAUGGGAUUCCGAACCAAAACGUGGCAAUGUAAUAAACCUAUAUCCGCAUCCCGACGCGCUCUCCAUGGUUUUCCAAGACUUAAUAAUAGAAUACAAAUGGAAAGAAUACGCAAUACUUUAUGACAACGUGGAUGGCCUGAUACGCAUCAACAGACUGCUCAAGUUGUCAAACAUGAACACCAUUUCCGCGAUGGUGUUCCAUUUAGGUAGUGGACCAAAUUUUAGGCAAGCCAUGAAGGAAGUGAGAAUGUCUGGAUGUAAAAAUAUCAUAAUUGACUGUUCGUACGAUAUUCUUGCGACUGUUCUCAAACAGGCACUACAAGUCGGAAUAAUAUCAGAGAACUAUAGAGUGAUUAUUGCUUCGCUGGACCUGCAGACUUUGGAUUUAGAACCCUAUCAAUACUCUGGAGUGAAUUUAACAGGCAUACGUUUAAUCGACCCCGAAAGCUCAAUUGUUCGACGUACUCUCAACUCAAGAUCAUUGAAUUGGAACUUGGCAGACGGUUCUCACUUAAGGGUAGAAGCGGCGCUCGCUUAUGAUGCAGUACAACUCUUUGCGAGCGGUUACACGCGAUUUCGCGACAGCGUCAAAAAAUACGGAGACGUCAAAAAAUUGUCUUGCAACCGCACGGAAAUUUGGGGGCACGGCUUCAGUUUAAGUAACUACAUACGAAACGAGCAAAUAUAUGGACUGAGUGGUGUGAUAAAAUUUGACACGGCUGGAUUUCGAAGUGAAUUUCAACUAGACGUCGUAAAUCUAGGAAAUGAAGGAUUGUAUAAAGUCGGGAGAUGGGAAACGAAUUUCGGUUUUCAAUGGAAGCCGGGAUACAGAAUUCCCUGGAUAGACGAUAAGAAAAGCUUACGUGAUAAGCAUUUUCUUGUCCUAAUAUCAUUAACACAACCGUAUGGAAUGCUAAAAGAAUCAUCCUCUAUAUUAAUUGGAAAUGACCGAUAUGAAGGCUUCGCGAUAGAUAUAAUUCAACACAUAAGCGAGAUGCUAGGGUUUAAUUACACUUUUGAAGUACAAAUUGACAAAGCUUACGGAUCGUUCAAUAAUGUAACUAAGAAGUGGGACGGAAUGCUGGGAAAAAUAAUCGAUAAUAAAGCAGAUUUAGCGAUCACGGAUCUGACGAUCACGGCGGCGAGAGGGAACGUUGUAGAUUUUACGAAUCCGUUUAUGAACUUAGGUAAAACAUGCGGUAUAAGCGUUCUCUACAUGAAGCCAUCAAGAGCCCCUCCAGGCUUACUAUCCUUUCUAGGGCCGUUUUCGACAGAUAUUUGGGUGCACGUGAUCGGGGUGUACAUCAUCGUGUCAGCAUUGUUAUACGUUAUUGGAAAACUCUGCCCCGUCGAAUGGACGAACCCGUAUCCGUGCAUCAGAGAGCCGGAGGUACUGGAAACACCCUACACGCUGAUAGAUACACCGUUCCUGGUGAUCGGAGCCAUCCUGAAGUCUCCUACCGGACUUGCACCCAAAGGAAUUUCAACGAGAACUUUGGCUGUUGCAUGGUGGUUCUUCACUUUGAUCAUUGUUACAAUGUACAUCGCCAAUUUGGCAGCCGCGUUAUCCACGAAAGCCGUCGUGUGGUCCUUCCAAACGGCGGAAGAACUGGCUCACCAACAAGAAAUCAAGUACGGCGCGAAAAUUAACGGCUCGACAUUCUCAUUUUUUCAGGAUUCCACGUAUGAACCGUAUGAGAUUAUGUAUAAUUAUAUGAAGACUCAUGCUGACGAGGUGCUUAUGAAGAGUAACGAGGACGGCUUGUGGAAGGUGCAGCACGAAAAUUACGCGUAUCUUAUGGAAUCCUCGUCGAUCGAGUACAUCACACAAAGGCAUUGUAACGUAACGCAGAUCGGUGGGCUUUUAGAUUCCAAGGGCUACGGGAUAGCGAUGAGGAAAGAUGUAUCUUACCGCACGGAUCUAAGUGGCGCUAUACUAAGGCUGCAGGAGAAUGGAAUAAUCGGCGAGCUGCAAAACAAAUGGUGGAAACAGAAGCGAGGCGGUGAUGUGUGCGACGAAGUAGCGAAGGUUCAAGUGGAACCAUUGAAUUUCGAGGACGUCGGUGGAGUGUUUGCAAUCAUGAUAAGCGGCGUUGCAUUAUCUUGGAUUUUUGCGGGAUGGUCAUUUCUCUGGAACAUUCGAAACGUCGCAAACAGACAUGACGUACCCUUUACAGAAGAGCUCAUAGAAGAAUUAAAAUUCUUAAUCAAAUGCAGCAACAAGAAAAAUAUCAAAAGGAGGAAAAAGUCCGUCGGAACGAUUGAGAGCAGCAGCUCCUAAUAAAUACAUAUCAUUUCCGUAGCAAGCGCUGCAAAAAAAAGAAAAUUAAACUCAAUAAAAUAGAAAUUACCGCAAAGUUGUCUCGGUUAUUAUUAUUUAUAGAACACGAGAUACUGCUGGCUUUAGCGAAACUGUAACGAAGAUAUUCGAAAAUAUCACGCAAUUUCUGCGAAUACAUUUUAAUGAUUACCAGCGGCGCUAGGGCAGGCUGAAAUAAGUGCCUCGCCCCUCGGUAAAUGCUUCGCUUGAAACCGUAAUCGGACCGACGAUUGCGGCAAAUCGUCGUGUUACAUACGUAAGGAAAUCUUCUCGUAUAUAUGUGAUCGAACGUCCCUGAAAAUUAUACAGCGUUUUCAAAUCGCCCGUGAAUGCGACGUGGAGAAACGUAUUACCGUUCGAAUGAUAAAAUUUUACGUUACACUUUAACGCCGGUCAACACGCGAUUAUUUAUACGUAUCCGCCGAUAUGUCGUAAAAUGUUACGUAUACGAGCGCCAGUUUACGCGAGAGCGAUUCGAGCCGCGGGAAUCUGCAUUUCUCAGCCAAUGACAUAACGAUCGAUUCGCCUCCUCGUGUUGUCGAGUGAGCGAGCGAGAAAUGUUACUCGAUCUUGACGUUAAACGCGGCAAUCGACCCUCGCGGACGUAUGUACGUGCAUAAUAUAGAGAAGAGCUCCGUGAAAAUUCUUUCUAAUGCAACGCAAGUGGGUAAGCGAGCAAAUAAUGGGGUUGUCUAACAGAUUACUAGACGCGAUGCACAGUUCUCCCCGGCGGCGCGGGCAUUAUACUGCUCCCCUCUUAAAGAAAUUCACCGGCAACUCAGAACAUAGUUCCUUUAUUCUCCGAUAUUCAGAAAACAGUUUCUACGCAGCUCUACACAGUAAAAACAUUUUCUAUUUAUGUUAGAAAACGAUCCCAAGUUCUUUGUUAAAUUUGGUUAAAAUUUUGACAUUUUUAAUGUUCGAGUAUUUGUUUAACACAAUGUGAUUAUGUUAUUUAAAUAUUUUGUGU
Messenger RNA from Wasmannia auropunctata (little fire ant), 4154 nucleotides. Its product is annotated as glutamate receptor ionotropic, kainate 2-like. Gene Ontology annotation, biological process: monoatomic ion transport; modulation of chemical synaptic transmission; synaptic transmission, glutamatergic. The transcript is spliced from 16 exons. The record is from RefSeq and is a predicted model, not a curated record. The coding region runs from base 551 to 3145 and encodes 864 amino acids. NCBI's taxonomy places the organism in Eukaryota, Metazoa, Arthropoda, Insecta, Hymenoptera, Formicidae. Gene Ontology annotation, cellular component: plasma membrane; postsynaptic membrane. Gene Ontology annotation, molecular function: transmitter-gated monoatomic ion channel activity involved in regulation of postsynaptic membrane potential; glutamate-gated receptor activity.